AUGUCUGGCCUGAAGCUAAUGUGGUCUGUUACAACAUGUGCAACCAUGGGGUUCUUGCUCUUCGGCUAUGACCAGGGUGUGAUGAGCAGUAUCAUUGACGCUGAUCCGUUCAACAAUGUUUUCACGGCAACGAAAGGCAACUCGACCAUGCAGGGUGUCGUCACAGCGAUCUAUGAGCUUGGCUGUCUCGCAGGUGCUUUGUUCAUUUUAGCAUGCGGUGAUUGGCUCGGCCGUCGGUGGUCCAUUAUGCUGGGUGCCACGGUUAUGAUUAUCGGGGUCAUCAUGCAGGUCACCUCGUACCCCGGUCAUGUCCCUCUUGCUCAGUUCUGUAUCGGACGAGUCGUGACAGGAAUUGGAAACGGCAUGAACACUUCCACGAUUCCGACCUACCAAGCAGAAUGCUCCCGAACAUCAAAUAGAGGUCUCCUGAUCUGCAUCGAGGGAGGAACAGUCGCAAUCGGCACCUUGAUUUCCUACUGGGUCGACUUCGGUGCUUCAUACGGACCUCCUGAUCUUACCUGGCGAUUCCCCAUUGCGUUUCAAUGUGUCUUCGGCCUGUUCAUCAUCAUUGGUCUGUGGUUUUUGCCCGAAUCUCCACGAUGGCUAUUCGCUCGUGAGCGCUACGAAGAAGGUGAGCGGGUGAUUGCCGCGCUGAUGGGCAAGGGGACUGCCCACCGCGAUGUUCAGUUGCAGAAGACCCUGAUAUUGGACUCCCUCCGAGCCUCCGGCCAAGCAAGCAAAUCAACUCCAAUGUCGGCGGUUUUCACUGGUGGCAAAACUCAGCAUUUCCGCCGCAUGCUGUUGGGUUCGUCCUCCCAAUUCUUUCAGCAGAUUGGCGGCUGCAACGCUGUCAUCUACUAUCUCCCCGUUCUGUUCGAGAAAUCUUUGAAUCAGACCGAGUUCAUGGCUAUGAUUCUCGGUGGGGUCAACAUGAUUAGCCUUUCCAUGAUCAUCACGUUUGCCUGUUUGAUCCCAGACACCGAGCAAGCAGCGAAGGGUGCGGCGGUUGGUCUAUUCACCUACAUCGCCACAUUCGGUGCCACAUGGCUUCCUCUUCCCUGGUUGUAUCCCGCGGAGAUCUCCCCAAUCAAGACCCGUGCCAAGGCCAACGCCAUCUCGACAUGUACAAACUGGCUCUUCAACUUCUUGAUCGUCAUGGUUACCCCGAUCAUGAUCCGAGACAUCGGCUGGGGCACGUACUUGUUCUUCGGUGUGAUCAACGCCUGCUUCAUUCCAGUGAUUUACUUCUUCUAUCCCGAGACGGCGGGCCGCUCAUUGGAAGAAAUCGACUUAAUCUUCGCCAAGGGAUACCUGGAGAACAUGAGCUACGUGCGCGCCGCAAAGGAAUUGCCGCGCUUGUCGGACGAAGAGAUCGAAAGAGUGGCCUUUCAAUACGGGUUCGGUUCGGUCGAGCAGGAAGCAAGAAACACUGCGGGGGAUAGCGAGAGUACUGACUCCAGCGUGGUAAGGACUGGCAAUGUUGAGAAAAAUUGA
This is a messenger RNA of Aspergillus clavatus NRRL 1, 1494 nucleotides long. RefSeq names its product hexose carrier protein. The transcript is spliced from 6 exons. The record is from RefSeq and is a predicted model, not a curated record. Gene Ontology annotation, biological process: transmembrane transport; carbohydrate transport. Lineage: Eukaryota; Fungi; Ascomycota; Eurotiomycetes; Eurotiales; Aspergillaceae. Gene Ontology annotation, cellular component: membrane. Gene Ontology annotation, molecular function: carbohydrate:proton symporter activity. Bases 1 to 1494 code for a protein of 497 amino acids.